AUGGCCACGUUAGUUGGGCUGCAGGCUAGGUUGAAGAACCUAGGCAAGCAGUACUACUUCUCCAACAGAGUUGUGGAUAUGUUUAGAGAAAAGGAGAAUUAUGCAGCAAUUAAAAUCCAGAGCUGGUUUCGAGGAUGUCAAGUUCGGGCAUAUAUCAGGCAUUUACACAGAGUAGCAACUGUAAUUCAAAAAUGUUGGAGAGGUUACUUAGGAAGAAAAUAUUAUCGACAAGUUGUGGAGUUAGCGUAUUAUACUAUGAAGAUGAAUCUCUACAAUGCAAUGGCUGUCAGGAUUCAGAGACAUUGGCGAGGUUAUAGGAUUCGGAAAUACUGCUUUAAUUAUUACUAUUUGAAAGACUACCUGAGAGCUGUUUCAGAGACCAAUGAUGCAAUUAGGGAGGCACUGGAGGAGUUUGCAGAGAUGAAAGAAAGAGAAGAGAAGAAGGCCAACCUCGAGAGGGAAGAGAAGAAAAGAGCUCACCAAGCCCGAAAGAUGCAUUACCUGCUCAGCACAAAGCAGAUUCCAGGUAUUUACAACUCACCAUUCAGAAAAGAACCUGAUCCUUGGGAGCUGCAGUUACAGAAGGCAAAGCCUGAAACCAUGGAAAGACCCAGAUCCAAGAAGAGGCACUCCCUCCCCCUCAACGAAUGGCUGGCUUGUACCAGUGCCCGCUCCUUCCCUCGGAUGGAAAUUCUGCCACCUAUCGGUAGAAAACAGUGCCAGGGGCCCUUCCGUGAUAUGGCCGAGGUGUUGGAGCAGCGCUACAAGCCUUUGGAGCCAACGCUGCGGGUAGCAGAGCCCAUCAGCCAGCUAACAGAAGCCAGACAGGAGCUCAGGAGACAGGAGUUGGCACGAAACAUCCAUGACAACAUGUUUUUGCCAUUUUCUACCUACCAUAAAAAUAAGAAGUACAUCCCAUUAAUGCAUUCAUCAAGCAAGUAUGGUCCUGAUUCUUAUGGGUCGCAGCAUUUCAGAGACGAGAAUUCUAAGAAAUGGAUCUCUCACAAGGAUUUCCAAACGGUGUUACCUUCAUUUGAUCUCUUCGCAAAGUUUGGAAAACUAUAUUCAAAAGCUGGGCAAAUUAUAUAAAGAACUGGGGUACAGGCCAG
Condylura cristata (star-nosed mole) is the source of this 1109-nucleotide messenger RNA. It is a transcript of the gene SPATA17, whose product is annotated as spermatogenesis associated 17. Gene Ontology annotation, molecular function: protein binding. The record is from RefSeq and is a predicted model, not a curated record. Gene Ontology annotation, cellular component: spindle pole. The coding region runs from base 1 to 1089 and encodes 362 amino acids. The transcript is spliced from 11 exons. Gene Ontology annotation, biological process: establishment of meiotic spindle localization; spindle organization; mitotic cell cycle. NCBI's taxonomy places the organism in Eukaryota, Metazoa, Chordata, Mammalia, Eulipotyphla, Talpidae.